This is a messenger RNA of Rubroshorea leprosula, 638 nucleotides long. Lineage: Eukaryota; Viridiplantae; Streptophyta; Magnoliopsida; Malvales; Dipterocarpaceae. The record is from the annotation of a GenBank genome assembly.
CCCUGUAAAUGAGGCUCUUGUUGAGGCUUGAAAACUGCACUGAGCAUUUGGCCGCUGUAUUCCCUUGCUAAGAGCAGGAUGAAGUGAUAACUUCAAAUGCUACAUCCAUGUCCAUGAGGAUUUUAUUUAACCUGGAAUCAUGGAAGCUGGCAUUCUCCAAACUGCUUCAAAAGGAGAACAUAUGCAUGGGGCUCCACCCUCUCAAAAUCAUCUUUUCUUGGGAUGUUUGCAGUCUCAAAAAUCUGAAAGUCAGGAUAGGAUUCUGGCGGUGUUCAAGAAGUCUUCAGUCUAUAGCGUCAAACACCAAAUCCUUCAUUUCCAAGAGCAUUGGGUACAUAACAACCGGCGUUCCUUUCUCCGUUCAAAGGUUGGUCACUGAAACCUUCGUCACCGUCAGUGUUGGCAAAGCUUUUCAGAUAUACAACUGCGCAAAGCAUAAAUUGGUGCUGAUGGGUCCUCAAUUACCGAACAAAAUACGAGCACUUGCUUCACAUCGUGACUAUGCCUUUGUUGCGUAUGGAACUCAUAUUGCGGUAGCGACGUGCCAAGGUCAAUUCUCUGCUUUUGUUUGGACAGCACAAUCAGUGUAGAUGCUGAUGGAAAUAUCUUCUUUGGGGCAUUAAAAGGAAUUGAAAAUA